AUGAGCGAAGGGGUCGCCUCGCCGCCGGGGGCCGCCGCAGCUGCUGCCGCUGGCGGGGAGGCGGCGGGGGGGGCGGCGGCGGGGGGCGGCGCGGGGGGCCCCGAUCCGGCGGCCCGCGAGGUGCGCUGCGGCGACUGCCUGGUGUGGAACCGGCAGCAGACGUGGCUGUGCGCCGUGCCCCUCUUCAUCGGGGUGGUGGGCCUGGCGCUCAGCCUCAUGCUGCUCAAGUGGAUCGUGGUGGGCGCCGUCAAGGAGUACGUGCCCACCGAGCUGAUGGACUCCAAGGGCAUCGAGCAGGACCCCUUCUUCCUCUCCAAGCCCUCCGCCCUGCCCAAGAGCGCGGAGACCACCACCACCACCGCCGCCCCCACCUCCCGCAGCCCCCACCGCCUCGGCACCCGCCUCACCACCCUGACCAAGGCGCCCACCCGCUUCCCGGCCACGCGGGGCCCCAUCCGCGCCGGCCCCCCGCGCGCCUCCGCCACCACCGCCAACGCCGCCCCGCUGGGCACCACCCUCCUGGUCUCCCGCCCGGCGCCUGGCACCCCGGGGACGCCGCCGCUGCCCCUCUGGCCCACUGCGGCGUACACUACCUCCUCCUACAAGACCUAUCUGCAGGACUCGGCGCCCUCCUGGACCUUAUCGCCCUUCCAAGAGGCCGGCUCGACGACCACCACCACCACCACCGCCCCGGAGCCCCACACCAGCCCCAAAUACCAUACCACAACAUACUCCACUGAACAGUCUGAGCACUUUAAGCCAUGCAGAGAUAAGGAUCUUGCAUACUGUCUGAACGAGGGGGAAUGCUUCGUCAUCGAAACCUUAACAGGCUCCCACAAACACUGCCGGUAA
Messenger RNA from Euleptes europaea (tarantolino), 852 nucleotides. RefSeq names its product neuregulin 3 (gene NRG3). The record is from RefSeq and is a predicted model, not a curated record. NCBI's taxonomy places the organism in Eukaryota, Metazoa, Chordata, Lepidosauria, Squamata, Sphaerodactylidae. Gene Ontology annotation, molecular function: chemorepellent activity. Gene Ontology annotation, biological process: intracellular signal transduction; animal organ development; nervous system development.